AUGUAUCGCUAUUUAUUGCAGCUAGUGUUGCUUUUCUCGCUCGCCACCUCCAAGGCAUUCUCUGCAGUCAACUUCCCCGGGAAUUGCGACGCAGAUUGUCAGACCAGCUUCAAGACUGCCCUGGCGGGCGAGCAAGCCCAAUGGGUCAGACGCAACGUCUCCGCGGACCCCUUCUAUGACAGUCCCAAAAACUUGUCGGCCUAUGCGGCAGGCGAUGUUGUCCGGUGGGAGGAACUUCCGCCGGCAAUCGUGUCCAAAGAAUGGUCACUCCCUCCAGGCACGACGCUUUCGCGGUUCCUGUACAUGAGCGAAGAUCUAAACGGCCGGCCCAUCCCCGUCAGCGGAUUCGUCUUGCUACCGUACGCCAAUCCCGCCGGCGACGACGGGCCGUUGCAAACGGUUGCGUGGGCCCACGGCACGGCGGGAGGGACCCGCCAAUGUGCGCCCUCGAACCACCGCGCACUGUAUUACUCCUGGGAAGGCCCCUUCACGCUGGUGCAACAGGGAUAUGCGGUGAUAGCGCCGGACUAUGCCGGACAAGGCAGCGAUAUCCCCCAGGGGUUCAUGUACGAGGCUGGCGCCCUGCACGCGGCCGACAUCAGCUUUGCUAUUGUCGCUGCGCGCAAGGUGCUGCGCCGGCGCAUUAGCCACGAGUGGGUGGUGGUUGGACACAGCGAAGGCGGCCUGACGGCAUGGCGCACGAAUGAACGCCAGGCGCGAUCCGGAACGGCGGUGGGCGGGUUCCUAGGCGCGGUGUCCGGAGCGCCUGCCCUGCGUCCGUUGUCGCUGAUUCCGCGGUCGUUCCGCCUGGCGGGCGACGGGCCGGUGGGCGACGUGGUUUCCAUCUACGUGCUGCAAUCGAUCGCGCGACUCCUCCCCUCCAUUCGCGUAGGUGACUAUGUGAGCGACAUCGUCGCCAGUCGCCUUCCCUUGGCCGACCAAGGCUGCCUGCAGACGGGGUCGGCGCUGUACGGGAACCUGACCGUGGCCGAAUUGUACAAGAAUACCAGCUGGCUGCAUCACCCCGACGUCGUGGACUGGCAAACUCGAUACAAUGGGGCCGGCCCCCACCGCCUCGCCGCGCCCAUGCUCGUCGUGCAGGGACUGAAUGACACUCUGACGUAUGCCGACCUCGCCGAGCAGGAUUUCGAUCAGACGUGCCGCGCGUUCCCCGACACCGCGGCCCAGUACCUCCGGUAUCCGGGACUGGACCACGAUCCGGCGUUCAUCGCGGCCCAGGCGCAGUACCUGCCCUGGAUCCGAGAUCGAUUCAGCCACAUGGCUAUAAGCUCGUGCAGGAAAUCCACGAUCUACACGUUGACUAGUUCCCCGACCUAG
Aspergillus melleus is the source of this 1338-nucleotide messenger RNA. Its product is annotated as alpha/beta hydrolase. Bases 1 to 1338 code for a protein of 445 amino acids. The transcript has a single exon. The record is from RefSeq and is a predicted model, not a curated record. NCBI's taxonomy places the organism in Eukaryota, Fungi, Ascomycota, Eurotiomycetes, Eurotiales, Aspergillaceae. Gene Ontology annotation, molecular function: triacylglycerol lipase activity. Gene Ontology annotation, biological process: lipid catabolic process.